GGAUUGUGCUGUAGUUUGUCAGCUGUCAUUAGGAGCAGAUGACACAGGAGGUAAUCUGCUGUUUGUGCAUGUCCUUGCUCCAGCAUGUGCCUCUGUCUACAUCGCUGCGUAGCGUGUACAGCGCUGUGACUGCCUGUCUGCCUGGGCUCAACGUUAACCAGCCUAUGUGGGAGGGCUUCUCCUGUUUUUGCUGUGAAACUGAGUCGACAGUAGCCAUGGGUCAGACACUGUUGAUUUAUGGACCCAUGUUUGGUCAAAGGGUUGGUGAUAUUUGCUGAAGAUGAGUAGUGCGGGGGACAACACCCCCGACCCUGCUGCCAGGGGAGAGUCUCUGAAGCGGAAAGAAUGUGGCCCGGAUCUCCUGGGGCCCAGCCCCAAGAGGAGCAUGGAAAAACCAAACCGGGAGCAUGAAAACAAAUACAUUGAAGAACUGGCGGAGUUGAUCUUUGCAAACAUCAAUGACAUUGACAACUUCAAUGUCAAGCCGGACAAAUGUGCAAUCUUGAAAGAAACUGUGAAGCAGAUUCGUCAAAUAAAAGAGCAGGAGAAAACAACUACUACCAAUGCAGAGGAGGUACAGAAAGCACACGUCUCGUCAACAGGCCAAAGUGUUAUUGACAAAGACGCUCUUGGACCAAUGAUGCUCGAGGCGCUGGACGGGUUCUUCUUUGUGGUGAACAUGGAGGGGAACAUUGUGUUUGUGUCGGAGAACGUGACCCAGUACCUGCAGUAUAACCAGGAGGAGCUGAUGAACACCAGCGUCUACAGCGUCCUGCACGUAGGAGACCACGCAGAGUUCAUCAAGAACCUUCUGCCCAAGUCCCUCGUGAACUGCAGAGCACCGCGGUCCAGUGAGAAUCCCAACAGGAAUAGCCACACGUUUAACUGCCGCAUGCUGGUCAACCCCCACGGGCCCUGGGAAGGAGGUGAGCAGGAGCCCCAGGACCAGGAGGUGCAGCAGAAGUAUGAGACCAUGCAGUGUUUCGCCGUGUCCGAGCCAAAGUCCAUCAAAGAGGAGGGAGAAGAUUUCCAGUCUUGCCUGAUAUGCGUAGCACGAAGGGUUCCUGUCAAAGAGAGGCCCAUGCUCCCAACAUACGAGAGCUUUACCACCAGGCAGGAUCUCCAAGGUAAGAUCACGUCGCUGGACACCAGUCUGCUGAGAGCCUCCAUGAAGCCAGGCUGGGAGGACCUGGUCAGGAGAUGUAUCCAAAUGUUCCACCUGCAGAACGACGGGGAGAUGUCAUUUGCCAAAAAGCAUCAGCAAGAAGUCCUGAGACAGGGCCAUGCGUUCAGCCCUCUGUAUCGCUUCUCCCUGUCCGACGGUACCAUUGUGUCGGCUCACACCAAGAGCAAGCUGGUGCGCUCCCCUGCCACCAACGAACCUCAGCUCUACAUGUCCCUCCACAUCCUCCAGAGGGAGCAGACGAUGUGUGGGAUGAACCCAGACAUGUCUGCCAAGGGACAGGGGAUGGGGAAGCAGCCAAUGAACACUGUGUCUUCACUGACUCCUCCCAGUGUGGGUGGGCUGUCCCCAGGGUUGGGGGGACAUGACACAAUGGUUGGCAGCAAUACCAACAUGGCCACCAUGGGUGGACGUUACAGAUGCCAGGGGGCUAUGAACCGUUCUCCCACUCCUCGGGGUAACAGCAACUAUGCACUCAAGAUGGGGAUGAACAGCCCGUCGCAGGGCAGCCCCAGUGUGACCUCUCAGGGGGGUCAAAGUGGCGGUGGUACCAUGGUGUCCCCACGCCACCGCCAGAGCCCCAGUGUGGCGGGUUGCCCCCACGUUCUUCCCACAGGACCCUUCUCCCCAACGGGCAGCCUGCACUCUCCACUAGGGGUGUGUAACAGCACAGGGGUGGGGAACAACCACAGUGUCUACACUGGUAACAGCUCCCUCAACGCCCUUCAGGCCCUCAGCGAAUGCCACGGGGUCUCCCAGCAGGGGCAGUCCAUAGGGUCACCAGACAGGAAGCCAGGCAGCAUGCUGCAGAUGCAGAGUCCCCCUGGUAGUGGUGGAGCUAGCAGCACUAGUAACCCCAACUCCAGCCAGCUGGCCAACCGCAGCAGCUGCACGUCUGAGAGAGAGAUAGAGAUGUUUGGAGCGUACGGGGAGCAGUCCCAGCCAGAUGUGGAGGAUAGGGAGAACGUGGAGCAGAGGAAGUCUAAAGAUGACACCCUCAAGCCUUUUGGAGGAUCAGGAGGAGAGCUAACCGAGGCCCAGAACAAGCUCCUCAACAGUAAGGGCCACACCAAGCUCCUGCAGCUACUCACCAACAAGUCAGAGCACAUGGAGCCCUGCUCGCCCCACGGAGCCCCUGGGGGAGGGGAGCCCAACUGUAAGGAUCCCGGGAUGGGACCAGGUGGCCAGAACAACCACUCCACCACGCUGAAGGAGAAACACAAGAUCCUCCAUAGACUCCUCCAGAACAGCACGUCCCCGGUGGAGCUGGCCAAGCUGACAGCUGAGGCCACGGGGAAGGAGCUGGGUCAGGGCCAGCAGGACCAGGGAGGACCAGACAGUAUGGCUGCCACCAUGGCUGAGAUGGCCACCAAGCAGGAGUCCAUCAGCCCCAAGAAGAAGGACAACGCGCUGCUGCGCUACCUGCUGGACAAGGAUGACAACACCAUGCAGGAGAAAGGCAUCAAGAUGGAGCCCGGGACAGAGAUGAAGCUGGCCAAUGUGAAGACUGAGAAGCACGACCCGGGAUACAACAUGGCAGACCAGUCUAGUGCGCUGGAAGACAUCUUGGAUGAUCUGCAGUGUCGCCAGCAGCAGCAGCUCUUCUCAGGCCAGCACCACCAGCAGCAGUCCAGACCCGUGUCUCUGCCCACCAACGUAGACAAGCAGUCCAUCAUCAACGACAUCCUGCAGAUGACAGAGAACAACAGCAGUCCCACGGGCACCAACACACAGCAGAAGGCCUUCCCAGGCAUAGGCCCAGGACACUCCAAUGGUCCCAGGAUGGGUCAGCUAGGCCAACGGCCCCCUGUCCGCAGUAUGUCCCUGGAUCAGUCCAACAUGUCUGCCCAUGGUUCUCCCCGACCCUUCCCUCCUCCCAGGAACAGCAGCCCCUACUCUGUCAUGCAGCAGCAAGCCAUGAUGGGAAACCACGGAAUGUUGCAGAACCAGUCUAACAUGGGCAACCCAGGCUUGCCCCAGGCUAGCAUGCAGCAGGGUUGGGGUCCUCAGGGGCCAAUGGGCCAUGCUCUGCAGCAGAGAAUGGGGCCUGAUGGUCGCAUGGUGCCCAACUUAUCAGCUGGAGUCCCCAUGAGGCCCAGCAACCAGCAGCCUGGACCCAGACAGAUGGUCCCAAUGCAGAUGAUGGGAAACGUGCAAUCCGAUAUGGAGAUGGCUGGUCCUCCCUACCCAGGACAGCAAGCACUGCCCAAUCAGACAGCCCCGUGGCCUGACCGCAUGAUGUCAGUGGAUCACAGGCCUUAUGGGAACCAGAACCGACAGGCUUACGGUAACUCCCAGGAUGAGGUGCUGUGUUCUCCCUUGCGGCCUGGGGAGGGGCCUUCGGACGGGGAUGCCCUGCUCAGCCAGCUCUAUUCAGUGCUGAAAGACUUUGACGGCCUGGAGGAGAUUGACCGCGCCCUGGGAAUCCCCACUUUGAUUAGUCAGGGCCAGCCAGUGGCGCAGGAGCAGUAUGCCAAUCAGGAGUCACCCAUGAGGAAGCCACCCAUGUAUAGCCAGUACCCCCAUGCUGGUAGCAUGGCACAGGGUAACUACAUGAGUCAGCAGGACCCUGGCUUCCAUGGUAUGCCCGGUCAGAUGGGCCAGCGGAUGGGGUACCCCAUGCUCCGACUCCCUGCCCGACCAGGAGGCCCGGUGCCUGCCCAGCCCAACAACCUGAGGCUGCAGCUGCAGCAUCGACUACAGGGACAGCUGCAGAAUCGUCAGCCAAUGAUGAAUCAGAUGGGUGUGUCCAACAUGAACCUACCUCUCAGACCCAGUGUACCCAACCAGGGAACCCUGAAUGCUCAGAUGUUGGCCCAGAGACAGAGGGAGUACCUGAGUAACAUCCUGCGCCAGCGCCAGCAGCACGUCCACCAGAGAGCCAUGCUGAUGCGGGCCCAGGGCCUCAUCGCCCCCCCCAACAUGGCUUCAGCGGCUGGGGCAGUGGAGCCCUCACAGUCCCCUGGCAUGCCCCCCGGUUCCAUGGUCACCAACCCUCGGAUCCCCCAGGCAAACCCCCAGCAGUUCCCCUACCCGGCCAGCUACGGUACUGGUCUUACGUCUCCGCCACCCUCCACCAGCCCCUUCCCCCCGCUGUCCCCUGGUCUCCCUGGGGCUCAGCAGCUCCUCUCCCCUCUCCACUCCUCCCCAAUCUCGCAUGGCUCCUCCCAGAUGAGUCUAGCUAACCAGCAAGGGAUGAUGGGAAACGUAGGUGGCCAGUUUGGAGCCGUAGUGAAUCCACAAAUGCAGCAACACCGUGCCUUCCAGUUUCCCAGCUCAGGUAUAAACCAGCAGCAGCAGGACGCAGGCUUCACAGGAGCCACCACCCCCCAGAGCCCCCUCAUGUCCCCCCGCAUGAAUCACGCCCAGAGCCCCAUGAUGCAGCAGCAGGCCCAGGCCAACUCCUCCUACCAGCCCUCCUCUGAGCUGAACGGCUGGCCUCAGGGCAACAUGUCAGGAAACAGCAUGUUCACACAACAGUCUCAAGCUCAGCAGUACAUGCCCCAACAGUCUAAUGGUGGAAUGUACAACGGCAUAAACGCAAACCUGAACAUGAACAUACAGGGUGUCCCCAUGGCCUCCAACGGCAGCAUGAACAACAUGAACCAAGGCUCAGCAGGCCAGAUGACCAUGCCUACAGGAAGCCUGUCUUCCAUGGACCCUGAGCAGGUGAAUCAUGAUAAUGCCUUGAGACGAAGGGAUAGCAUCAUUCUAGACCAGUUGGCUGGAAUUGACAUGUUAACACAAGGUGACGCAACUCCAAACUAUUGCUGACCCCGGUCUAUUGUUGGACAACACGGUUUACAAAAGGUCAACACCCAAUGAAAACACUGGCAUCCAACCAAUCAAGGCGCUCCUGCAGUUCUCCAUGAACCAACCAACCGCAUUCACCUUAGUGUGACUUAGGUCCUUCCCAAAUAGGCUACACACAGACACACACACAGACACUUGCACACACACACACGUAUAUAUGUGUAUAUAUAUAUAUAAUGGACUCAUACUCACACAAUAUAGAAGCAAAACUGAUCCUGUCAGCAGGCAUCUGGUCAGAUAAAUGUAUUCAUUUCAGGGGAUAGAACGCAGACUAUGGCUCAACUCUGAAAAUGCUCUCUUUACUCUUUUAGGUAUUUUCUUAAUAACAAUAUUUUCUUUGUCUGAUCGUUUCUUUGUAUGCACAGGUGUGAGACAAAAUUAUAUCACAUGAUUUCAAAAAUUAAAUAAGUGAUAUUAUAAAUGGUUUGAAGAGCAUAAACUAUACAAUGAUUUUGAAUGGUUACAUUGUAAAGCCUGACUAAAGUAGUCACUUGAAAGGUUUAAAAUAAAUGUUUUACAGGUAUUUAUAGUUUUUAAACUUGAGAAACUUUCUUUGUAUGAAACUAUAAAAAGGGGGCAAGUGUUAAGUUUCUUAACAAGUAUCCCUUAAUGGUACCUUAUUGUCUAUUUGAAUUACAUAUUUUAGGUCCUGUAAUUUCAGAUGAAAUUGUCAAAUGAAUCACCCUGCUGCGAUAUGUAUAAAGGUGAAUGUUCAUAGUUUUGUAUAUAUUACAGUAUAGAUUAAUUAAGAUGUUUUUUUUUUCUCUCUAGCCUGGUGUUACGACCACUGAAAUAUGACUUCACAGUCAUACCUUUUGUGUUGGAUUAACUAACGACUGUUUAUCAGGGUUUCAACCAAUUUGCAUAAGGAUUUUUCCUUGCACUUCACCUCAUCACAAUGAAAGGAAUGGACAGACCUACCAACAGGCAUAAGUGAAUACUUUAGGGUGUUCUGACUGUGUUUGAUUUUGUGUGCUGCCCUAUAAAAAAAAAAGCUGGAAGUGUAAAAUGAACAGGUAAUAUGUAUUUUUCAAGCCAUAUUCCUGUACUAUUCCCAUUUUUGUUUAUCGUCUGUAAACACAUAGCAAAUAUGAACUCAUAGAAUUUCUAUUUUUUUUUUUUGUAGAAUGUGAAAAUUCCAAAUUGUCUGCAAACACUGAAAUGACGUUGGGCUCACAUAAUCAUGUGUUUAAAAAUGUGUGGCCAGAAAAUAUCUAUUUUGUAGAUUUGCACUGGUUAUUAUGAUGUCACUCUGACGAUGCAAAGGAUAUUUCUAAUUGUUUGUGAUGGCCAAUUUCUCCCAAUUAAUUAAACAUUUUCCUAAACAAGGCAUUAUUAAAGAGUUGGGCAAAGUUUGAAGAUUAGGAUGCUCUGAUAUAUAUAUAUAUAUUCAAAAAUAACAACUUAUAGAAUGAUGCACUGCUCUCAUUGCAAAUCCAAAGAUGUUAUUACUACCUUUUAAAAUAAACUUAAGCCAUGAAGUGUUACUGUGUUAACAGACUUUAAGCAUGCAUUUUGGCAAUCAUGAUAAGUUUUAAGGAAAGAGAUUGCAUACAAAUAUAACACAAAGUUUGGUUGAAUUGAAUUGCUUUUUUUCUUCAGUUCUGACUGAUCAAGACUUUUCUUUGUUGUAAAAUGUAUUAUUAAUUUAUAGUUUGUUAUUUUAUCAAUUGGUAAAUAUUACAUUCAAGUACCUUAACAUGCUAAAGACCUAGCAUAAUGCCUUAGAUCUGUUUUUCUGUCAUGUGUAUUGCUGUGAAGUUGAAAGUUGUAUCAUAUAUGUAUAGUGAAGUGACAAUACUGAAGAGUGCAUUGUUACUCAGUGGCCGUAUCUGAAGUGGCACCAUAUUAACUAUAUAUAGUGCACUACUUUUGAGCAGGGCCUCUAGGGCACUAUAUAGGGAAUAGGGUGCAAUUUCAGACGCAGACUUGUGCUAUGGUUAGACUACUACACCCCUGUUUUUUUUUUCAGAUUUUUCUUUCCCCCACAUUUUAUUUGUGAUCAGUGGGUUUUAUUAUUAUUAUUUGUACAAUUGUUUCAUAUUUUGACUAAGAUGAGUAUGUAAACAAUGGUAAAUCAAAGCAAUAUUGUAAAACAUGAGUUUUUGUGUAGAAAGCUCAGUGUUGCAGUUCAGAGAUGUUUUUCGAGGUGUGAUGUUCAUAUUAAAUAUCACUGUUCACCUGCAUCAAUGUUUAUCCAGAGGGGGAGCAUUUAUGUAAAAAGUUUUAUUUACACCUUAUGCAAGCUGUUGACUAAUAUUGCUUUUGCCAAUGCCGCUUGCUAAUUUAUGAUUUAUGCAUUGUAAAUAAAUUAUUUUUUAUUGUUGA
Molecule: messenger RNA, 7324 nt
Organism: Oncorhynchus tshawytscha (Chinook salmon)
Lineage: Eukaryota; Metazoa; Chordata; Actinopteri; Salmoniformes; Salmonidae
Product: nuclear receptor coactivator 2
Exons: 22
Coding region: 281-4957 (1558 amino acids)
Biological process (GO): cellular response to hormone stimulus; positive regulation of transcription by RNA polymerase II
Cellular component (GO): nucleus
Molecular function (GO): protein dimerization activity; nuclear receptor binding
Source: RefSeq, a predicted model, not a curated record